This is a messenger RNA of Acanthamoeba castellanii str. Neff, 1224 nucleotides long. Its product is annotated as Serine/threonine phosphatase. Gene Ontology annotation, molecular function: acid phosphatase activity; protein binding; metal ion binding. The transcript has 10 exons. The record is from RefSeq and is a predicted model, not a curated record. The coding region runs from base 1 to 1224 and encodes 407 amino acids. NCBI's taxonomy places the organism in Eukaryota, Discosea, Longamoebia, Acanthamoebidae.
AUGGCGUCCUCUUCGUGCCUGCUGUGGUGCGCCUCAUUUGCGCUCCUGCUCGCCGUCGGCUUCAGUGCUCCGGCCCCGCCGGAACAGAUCCGCCUCGCUGUCACCGGCACCAAGGGUGAGAUGGUGGUCGGUUGGGCGACGUUGAGCAAGUCUGGGACGAAGGUGCAGUACACGUGCUCCGGCUGCGGUCAGUAUGUCGUGGAGGGCAAGGCCAGCUACUACUACAUGCCCUGGCUGCCCAUCUACGUUUCUCCCCAGAUUCACUUCGCCACUCUGCGCCACUUGAACGCCUCGACUGUCUACUCGUACCGCGUGGGUGACGAGUCGGGCGGCUGGAGCGACUUCUACCAGUUCACCACUGAGCCCGAAGUGGCUCCCACUCCCGACAGGCCCAUUCGCAUCUUGUCGAUUGGUGACGAGGGCGCCACUGCCGAUUCCAAGGAGGUGCUGGCCGCCAUGAUGACCACCGACCAGCAGCUUCACUUUGAUCUGCUUGUCCACGCCGGUGACAUCAGCUAUGCCAACGGCGUGCAAGAGAUCUGGGACGUGUGGGGCAGGCUCACGCAGCCGCUGGCCAGCCACCUGCCCUGGAUGGUGGCCGUGGGCAACCACGAGCUCAUCGACCUUCUCCUGCCGUACCUCAACCGCUUCUCCAUGCCCGCCCAGCAGAGCGGUGGUACCUGGGGCAACCUGUACUACAGCUGGGACUACGGCAACAUCCACUUCAUCGCCCUGGACUCGGAGUCGUUCGAGUACUUCGAGAUGUCGCCGCAGCACGUGUGGCUCAAGCAGGACCUGCACAACGUCAACCGGACCAAGACCCCCUGGGUGGUGGCUUUCUGGCACACGCCUUGGUAUUGCUCCAACACUGGGGCCGGCUGGCUGAUGAAGGGUAGCUUCGAGGACCUGUUCUACAAGUACAAGGUCGACCUCGUCCUUCAGGGACACGUUCACGCCUACGAGAGGACGCACCCGGUCUACAAGGGUAACGUGACCGCCGACGCGCCCGUCUACAUUACCAACGGUGUCGGCGGCAACGGCGAGGGCCUCUACAAGCACUGGGAGCAGCCCCCGCCCGCCUGGGCCGCCAAGUCGGUGUCGGAGUAUGGCUUCGGCUACUUCGAGGUCUACAACGCGACCCACCUCCACUGGACCAUGAAGAGAUCCAGCGACAGCACCGUCAUCGACGAGGCCUGGCUCGUGCGCCCCGCCAUUCGUCGUUGA